This is a messenger RNA of Choloepus didactylus (southern two-toed sloth), 7173 nucleotides long. RefSeq names its product chromosome 15 C10orf88 homolog (gene C15H10orf88). NCBI's taxonomy places the organism in Eukaryota, Metazoa, Chordata, Mammalia, Pilosa, Megalonychidae. The record is from RefSeq and is a predicted model, not a curated record. The transcript is spliced from 6 exons. The coding region runs from base 125 to 1528 and encodes 467 amino acids.
GUGGGUGGUUCCUGCAGUCGCUAGUCCGCUCGCCCCCCUCACUCCCCCACUCCGCAAAGAGACCGGCGGCGCGGCUUGGUCUGAGGCAGAACAAGCCGGAAGUUGCUCUCCUUCUUCUCUUCAAAUGUGCACUGGAGGAAACUCAAGCACGGGAAGGAAGGUUCCGGAUCUGGCCUGGGGUGGAGGCAGCGAAAUGGAGACAGGGAAGGAGGACCGGAGUCUGACUCGCCGCCAGAUAUUGACCUCUUCCUGGGAUGCCCCGUGCGGGGCCUUGAACCAGAGCCUCCUUCUCACCCGGGAUGGCCUCGGCCCCUCGGAUAUCGACUGGGAAGAGCUGCUGGCGCCACCUGCUCUGGGCCAGGAUGUAGUGAUUUUGAAGAGGAAACUAAACAGCCAAAAGGAAAACCCCUGUUUCCUUUACCUCACCUGUGAUCCUAAUGGUGAUGAAGAAGUGGCUUCUAUUGGCAUUUUAAGUUCAGCACGGAAUAUGGAAGUAUACUCGGGAGAGGAGUACUGUGGAACCAGUAGGGGCAGGAAUAUUUGUACUGUCCUGGAUAACAGUGAACAUGAGAAAAUUGUUUUGUACAAAAAAUAUCUAAAAUUGGAGCCCUCCACACUUGCUUGUAAAAUAAAGAUGCUGUCCUUUGGUGAAAGGCAGUGCGUGUUCAUCAGUAAAGUUGUGGUACACAUGAGACCGGUGUCAGCAAAUUCUUCAAGAAGCUCUCCUGCUCUGGGAUCAAGGAUAGACCUGGAUAGGGUUCAAAGCAUAAUGGAAUCCAUGGGCUCAAAGUUAUCACCUGGAGCUCAGCAACUUAUGAAUAUGGUUAGGUUUCAGCAGAGGAAUUCUAUUCCCUUUGGAGAGCAGCUUGAAUCAGUUUUGGGAAGUACUGGACACAAGCAUAUGCUUGGACUACAAUCAUCGUUUACUUCAGGAGCUUUAGACAAGUCAUCUUCCACACCUUCUCCUUUUAGAUCUGGAUUGACAUCUGGAAAAGUGACUGAAGACUUAAAAGCUUACAUUGAUAAAAAUACACAACCACCUGAUGGAGGAAGUUUUACCAACCUCGACGAAUGUAAAAUUGUGCCACAAAACCAUACUCUUCUUGAAAAGGACCUUAAAAAUUCAGGAUCCUCUUUCUUACCAAAGAAAGGAAAUUGCAACUCAAAUAUACCUAAAUCUGAGUUGCUUCCUUUUCUUCAGAAUUUAUGUAGUCAAGUUAACCAUCUCCGUGUGGGACAUAACACCGAGUGGCAGGAAAAUAUUACUAAGCCCAGUGAACGCAUUGGUGUUCCAGUGGAAGAGUCACCUGUUUGCUCCUAUUUGGAGAAGAUUCUUUCUAAAAAUAUGGAAUUAAUGGAGAAGAAACUCACAGACUAUAUUGAUCAGCGAAUAUAUAAACUCCAGGAGCACAUAGAUAAUAAGAUUGCUUUGUUAAUGUACUGCCUACAAAAUCCCAACUGUCCAUCCACUGCGAUGCCUCUAAGACAUUAUGACUCUGGAGAAAGACUUUCAAAUGGAGAAAGAUAAGUGGUCAGCAUAUACAAUGUGCUGCAGAUAUUUAUUACAUAUUUAUUAUAAAGCCAAAACUCAGAAAAGUUUACAGAAAGCAAGUAUUUGAUAGCCUUUGAGGAUCAUCAUCUUACUAACGUAAAGAGACCUCAGGAUUCAUUUUUACUGCGCCUGUCGUAAAUCCAGUCUUGUACACUAAACGUUAAUAUGAUAGGGUCAUAAAUUAUCUUUGCUAGUGAUAUUUUUCACUCUUAAAAAAAAUUUACUUUUGUGUUAUGUAUGUAACUGUUUAAGUUUUAAGUAUUUCUAGUGUGAUUCAUUAGUUUGUUUUGUAUAUGUUUAUGACACAAGCACUUUUUUAUUUAUACCAAGAUCUUAUUUCCUAGUUUUAUGGCUGUGAAAAGGAAUGCUUAGAGUGUUUGAUUGAUAGUUUUCUUUUCGUAAUUGAUUGUUCUUGGAAAAUUGUAUGCUUAAGAUUUGGAACCUUAAUUUCAGAUCACCAACUACAUUUUAUAUUGUUUAUCUCAGAUAAAUAAUUAGAUGUGAUGUUUGGCAUGCAUAAAAAUUGUUCACAUUGAGGCUGUUAAUAUUUGUUCCUCUAGAUUGUAGCACUAGAUAAGGAAGUAAAAACCAGAACUGGCCUUCUUGUUGUUAGGAUUAUUGUUUUGGAUUUGGUGUUUAAUGGUAAAUGGGAGAAAUAGUGUUGUUUUCUCUCAAUAAACCCAAAAGUGUAAGAAAGUCUCUCCCUUUAUGUGCUGGGAUAGGUUCUCCUUUUCAAGUCCUUUCUAGUAUGUUUAAAGUAUGAAAUGCUGUGGCUCUGCAUGAGCGGAUUAAGGCAUACGAAUCAAGGAGAUUGCAAUUCUCUUUGGCAGACUUAAUUUUCAGAAAUUGUAAUUAUAUUGUAUGUUUUAAAGGGUAUGAUAUUUGCAAUAAAAAAUGAAUGCAUCUACUCUGGAAACUACUUAAGUAAAUAGAUAUACUUUAUUCACUAGAUAUUUGUGUAAAUGUUUUAUAUUUAUGAAAAGGAAUGCUUUACACUAAAUAUUUUGGUGAAUUUAUUUCUUUAAAAUGAGAGCUAACUUGUAUAAUUCAGUUCAUUUUAGUCAUCCUUUAAAAGUGUUGUAUCUAUAAAAUACACUGUCUUCAGUGACAUGAAGUUUUAUCAGGCCCUUCCUAAUUUUUCAUAACCUAGGCAGCAUCUUCUUCUGUUUAACUUAAGAAUGAACUCUUAGUCCUUUAGCUUUCAGUAGCUGUGGCCUGCUCUUUGAUUUCUAAAAUGCCAAAAUACCAUUAAAACCAGUACACAUAAACUAUAUUUUAUAAAAUGACUGAAAUAAAUUUAAUAAUACUCCAUGAUUAUACUAGAGAGAAUUCAGAUGAAAUUUAAUUUCUCAUCUUGUUCUUUAAUUUUUCCAUUGUAUAUACUUUACAUGCUUUCUGUUUAUAUAUUAGAAAUUCAUAGGUAUUGAUUUUUAUUUUCUAAUAUAUAUUUAUAUAAUUGCUAUACAUAUAAUUGCUUUAUUAUUACUUCUCAGAAAAGAUUUCCUGCAUUUGCUGAAACAGGGGAGGUAGGGCUACAGUACUUAGAAAAUCUCCAUGAAGUCUUUUUGCUCGUAACUUUUCUCCAUCUCUAUGUGGCACACACAGUAAGCCAACUCUGAAUGUUGGGUAAUUGGGACAGGUAAAUGUACCUUCAGAGGUGUCAAGGUAAACACUGCAGUUUGAAAUAACUGAAAGGCAUUUGAGGGUGAUCCAGAAAUUAAAUCAAGAUGCAGACGAUGCAUUUCAAUUUUCUUUGUUGUGCAUCUGGCUUAUCUGUCUCCUGAGUGUUAUUCCAACUCCCCUCUUUUCCAUGGGUGACAUAUUUAGGGUUUUGAUCCCUCUUUCACCAGUGGAUUUUCUGUCACUUUGAUGCAGGGCAGAGAGUGAGAUUUUCUAUCAGUUUGCUGCUGCCAGAUGACUCACCUAAAAGUGUUUGUGGCUCUGAUAAGACCUAACCCAGGUAUGGAGACUACCAUUCCAGGCUCUUCCUCAUUUAACUGCAGCCACACUUUGCAAUCGCAUCAGCUGCUGCCACAUGACCUGCUGUUUCAGCCUGUCCUUUCUUACCCUGACUCCUUGGGCUGUUGGAUCCAGCAGCAAAGAAUCUUCCACCGCUGACUCUCACCUCUCCCUAUCCAAGACACACCUAUAGUUCAGAGGUCAGCUCUGAAGAAACCUUCCUGAAGCCUCCCUUGGUCCCUCCCCUCCCCUGCUGGAAGCCAGAAGCAUCUGGACGUACGGAAAAUGGAGACACAAUAUUGAAGGUUCUUUUCAGGGAGAUGUGAAAUGGCUUUGAUUGGCUAAAUCACAGGAUGCAUGUCAGGUGAGGCUAGAGAUGAGGCUUGAAAAGCUGGCCUGAGGCCCGCUGGGGAGCAUCUUCACUGCUCCAUACAGGAGAAUGCUGGCACCAAGGUUCCACUGGAGAAACAUCUAUGAGGUUUAAAUAGGAAAGGGACAGGAGCAGAUCUGUUUAUGUCUUGGCAAGAAAACCAGAGUAAAGCUUAGCUCAUGAACUCACCUACAGGAGUUCUUGGCAUUUUGCUUUGCUGGAAAUAGAACUUAGGUGCUGAGAGUGCAGGACCAUAUAAAUAAGCCUCUGGCUGCCUGACGGUUUCAUUUCAGAUGUGAGAUCAGCAGUUCACAGACAAUCUUGUCUGUCAGAAACACCUAGGAAACUGUUACACAUGAAGGUUCUAGGCCCAAACCAGACGAGACUCAGACAAGAAGGAAGAGUGGUCCCUGAAUGGGCAUUUCAAAGGUCUCAGAGUCAUUACUAAGGAGGCUGACAUUGAAGAGUCUCUGCUUUGGGCUCUAACACAGCCCACCUCAGCGUGGCACCAUCUCAGCAGCCCCACCUGCCUCACUUGGGGGCUUGUUCAAAAGGUAAAUUCAUGGAUGCCACCUCAGAACACCUAUAUCAGAAUCUCUGUGGUGGGUCCCAGGAAUCUGGAAUUUAACAAGCUCUACAGGUGAUACUUAGGCUCCCUCAAGUAGAGAACCACUGCUCUAAUAAAUAGAGACAUCUCUGAAAGAAGAGCCUCAGAAUCAAGAUUUGAAAAGCCCAGCUCAGGUGACUGUAAUCUUCUAAGCAUAUGGGAGAUAUUCCUGAAGAUUUAUGUUUACAUGUGAACAUACAGGAUCACAGAGAAGAAAAGGAACAGAAGAGAAAGGCAGCCCUUUAAAUUUUUGAGGAGUCAGAAUUCUUGAAACCUGAGCAUGUUGAAUGAUGACUCAAACUGGGAUAUAGUUAUUGUUAGUGCACACUGUUCCUAGAAGAGGCUGAUUGAUAGAGAUUUCAUCAAGGAGCUUAAUAUUUUUACUUCUGCUACUUCCAUCUAGUUCAAGACUGAGAUAACACCCUAGUGGCUGGAGAAGAGACGCUAGGAAAGGGAGUUUCUCAUUGGAAUCAGUUGCUUGUAUUGGCAUCGCAGGGGUGCAGGGGUGACAUGUGUCCUCACUGCAACCUUUCGAAGACUAACAACCACCUUUACCACCACCACCACCAUUGUCAAACCACAUGACCUGCAUUCUUUCUCCAGUUUAGAAAAGCAGCAUCUAGCUCACAUCUCUGCUUCCUCCUUAAAGAUAGUCCCGUGCUGCGCAGUGCACGGGGCAGCCCAGGAUUUUAGUUUUCUGCCCAUUUUGACAGGGUUUCUCCAAAUACCCACAGAGGACAUAUUUCCAAGAUGCCUUAGUGGUAAAUUACACAAGAGCUGACAAAUCUAAAUCCUUCCUCCUCAGAUAAUUACACCUGCUGUAUAACUUGAGACAAAUGAUUUACCCUUCUUGACCACGGUUUUCUGGUAUGUAAAAUGGGGGUAUCACUACCUAGUGCAUUUCUUGUGUAAGAUUUAUAAUACUGCGAACAUGAAGCACAGACCUGGCACACAGGAGGUGUCCAGUAAAUGCCAAAUGUCACUUCCCCCUCCCCCUUGAACUUCCCACGCUUCUGUUCUCUCUUCCUCUCUCUUUACGUAGCAGUAUAGUGUACACAUUUCUUAAUAGCUCCACCACUCCAGGAAAUUUGAAAGUCUCCUUCUCGUUUCCUUGAGGCCCAAAGGGAAGCUGAGUCCAUCUCCGAUGGUGUAAGACCGUAGUUCUAAAGUUUGGGGACUGGACCGGCAGCAGCAUCCCUUGGGAAUUUGCUACCAAUGCAGAUUCUCUGGCCCCAGCCGGCACCCACAGAAACAGGACUCUGGGGGUGGAGCCCAGCAACUGUGCCUUCACAAGGCCUUCAGGUGCUGCUGGUGCACGCUCCAGUGUGAGAACUACCACGGCACAUGGACCCAGGUUGCUGGAUUCAAUCCCUCUCCCACUUUCAUCAGGAUGUGGCCUUGGGCACGUGAAGUGCCUUCUCUGGGCUUCCAGAUUUAUUCUCUGGAGGUCAGAUUAUAUCUCCCACAGAGGGUUGUUGAGACGAUUAACUGGGACAGUUCUCAGGAAGCCCUGAGGGAGUCCUUAUAGUUCUGUGCCAAGUUCCCAGAUUGGCUCACACUGGGACCACCUGGCACUAAAAACUCCUGAUGCCUGGGUCAUACCCCUGAUAAUCAUGGUCUAAGUGUAUGGGGUACAGCUUGGGAAUUGGUUUUUGGAAGUUCCUGUGCUGAUUUUAAUGCACAGCAAAGUUUGGAACCAUUAGGUUAGCAUUUUAAGGCCCAGAUUCUGGAACUAGACUAGCUGGAUACUGAUCCUACUUUAUUCCACAUACUAAGUGUAUGAUGUCAGACCAGUUCUCAACCUCCCUGUACCUUUUCCCAGUUGCAGGACCUCUGUGAGCCAGUGCUGGGCAUGCCAGCAUCAGUCAGGGAACACCAGCCACUAGCAUCGUCAUCCCAAUUGCAGUUGUCACCUGUAGGAGCAGCUGAAUUCUGUCCAUAGAGAUGCCCCAGAGACUUCACCCACCAUCUACUUACUGGAAGUGGGAAGAGAUGAUUCUGUAGCUUUUUUCUCCUAGUCUCUGUAGUGUCCAGGUUCUGUUCUUAAUGAUACAGCUUUUCAGGAUCACAGCUCGUGAACCUUUCCCAGGUUCCUGCAGCUUGAGUUGCCUGGUAGAGAUCACAAUUGGCACUGAAGAAAUUUGGCAACACCUGCAGUGAGUGGCGCUCCACUUCCCACGUGCAAUCGCUACACAAGCACAAAGCUAAUCAUGAAUGGAAUUAGCUCUGCACAAAGGAAGCCACCAGCAGUCGAUUUCUCCCGCUUGGAGUUCUUGAGAAGAGUAUUUAUGAUUUUUCUAUGUGUACUCCAUAAAAAAGUAAAAAGUAUAUUAGGGCCUGAAGUAUGAUGGUUUAAAAAGAAGCUUAAGCAAAUUGAAUAAAAACAUACUUUGAAAUGAAAACUAAGGGUUAAUAACUACACUUAAAAAGAAUGAAGCUUUUAUUCUUUCUGCUCUGGCUGAGGAGUGAUUCCUUUACAAUUGUUAGUAUUUUUUACAUAAAUAUGUUUUAUUUAUUAGUAAAAUACCAGAAACAAACAAAAAAAAAGUUCCAGAUUUUUCAUUGCUUGAAUGUAUAUAUUUUAAACUUAAAUGUGAAUAUAUUACACAUAUUUCAGACAGUUUUGGGUUUUUUUCCAAUUAUAUAUUCAUAGGCAUAUGUCCUCUGGAUCCGUCUCAUUAAAAA